Messenger RNA from Acanthosepion pharaonis, 873 nucleotides. The record is from the annotation of a GenBank genome assembly. Lineage: Eukaryota; Metazoa; Mollusca; Cephalopoda; Sepiida; Sepiidae.
AUGAUUUGUUUAGGAAUUUCCAAUCAGAAAAUAAUAAAUAUGCCGUUCGGAAUCAAACCAGUAUGUUCGUCCUGCAAGUCAACUUCGUCCACAAUGUGGAGAAAAAGCAACCAAGGCGAAAUUCUUUGCAAUUCUUGUGGAGUGAAGUUGCAGCAAGCAGGCGCCAAAGAAAAAGCCGAUGGAUCUGGGACUGGAGGAAACUCAUCCAAAAACGGAGGAUCGACAAAUUCCUCAAAUUCUGCUGGACCAGUUCUUCGCAAAAGUUCGAGAAUAAGACCGAAUAAGAAUCGAAUCCAGACGACGUCUAAGAGUAUUGGAACUAAAGGCAAAAGUAGAAGAAAUAUUUUCAAGAAAACGCAGCCACUCAAAGCCCCAACAGCUGUGUCAACUGUCGUCACUGGUGAAAGUGUUUAUUACAAUGGUAUUUAUUAUCAAGUUGGAGAUAUUGUAUCACUGCUUGACAAUGAUGGUAUUUCUAUUUACUAUGCUCAAAUCCGUGGACUUUUACAAGACCAAUACAACGAGAAAAGUGCAGUUAUUUCUUGGCUUCUUCCCACACAAGGAAGUUCACAAAACAAAUUUGAUCCAAGUACCUAUAUUCUUGGACCCGAAGAAGAUCUUCCAAGAAAAUUGGAAUACAUGGAAUUUGUGUGUCAUGCACCUUCGGAUUAUUACAAGUGCUCUCGAGAACCUUAUCCUUGUCUGUCCAAAGGCCCUGAACUGAGUUAUAUUUGGAGUUCCCUCCGACCUUGCAUCAGAAUAGUUCCCUCAAAAGAUGAAAUAUUUGGUACAAAAACUUCACAAAAAAAGACAGAAAAAUUGAAAGUAGACAAAAAAGAUAAACAUAUGGACAAAGAUAAAAGCCACGAUUAA